Molecule: messenger RNA, 1833 nt
Organism: Polyodon spathula (Mississippi paddlefish)
Lineage: Eukaryota; Metazoa; Chordata; Actinopteri; Acipenseriformes; Polyodontidae
Gene: gtf3c5
Product: general transcription factor IIIC, polypeptide 5
Exons: 11
Coding region: 139-1812 (557 amino acids)
Biological process (GO): transcription initiation at RNA polymerase III promoter
Cellular component (GO): transcription factor TFIIIC complex
Source: RefSeq, a predicted model, not a curated record
UUUAUUUUGUGUGCGGGGCGUACGCGACAGCGUGUAAUACCUUUGGAGGCAAAAGAAUGAGAGAAAAAAAAUCAAUUAAAAUAUAAUAAAAUCGACACGCAUAAAAAGUAAUAUUUAUAUUUAAUAAAGGGAACUGAUAUGGCCAGUCCGAGUACAGGGGGUUCUGAUCUCGACGGAGGAGGAGGAGGAGAAGGGAAGUCGCAGACCCGGACAGCCGGAGAUGAGAGAUUAGCCUCGGCUGCACUACAGGAAGAACCGCCGCCGACCCCACGCAGCACGGCGGUCCUGUCUCUGCAGCAGCACCGCCGUAUGGUCUGCGCCGAGUACCCGUGCCGGGUGCUGAAUGUGGGGAAGAUGCUGGAGACCCUCGGCGGCGAGGAAGGGGUGUCCAGAACCUACGCCGAUCCCUCCAAGCGCCUGGAGCUGUACUUCCGCCCGCGGGACCCCUACUGUCACCCCGUGUGUGGGAAUCGCUUCCCCUCCACCAGCAUGCUGCUGCGAGUCCGGAGACGAGUCCCCAAACCCCGGGGCCAGGGCGACGCAGCGUCCCCUGCAGGAGACGCCGCGCAGCAGAGCCAGAUUCACAUGCAGAUACUGGGGGUAAUCUGCACCACAUACAAGUUUCAAGGGCUGGCUGAUUUCCAGUACCUGGCUGUGCACACAGGAGCCGAGGGCACACAGAGAUCAUUGUACAAUAAGAUAAUGCUGCGGCGCCCGGAGAAGAAAGAGUUCUUCGAUCAAGAAAUGCCUCUGUACAUCCCUCCACCCAUCUUCUCACGUCUCGAUAACCCUGUCGACUAUUUCUACCGGCCAGAUAUCCAGCACAGGGAAGGGUACCUGCCCCCCCAGCUGUCCAGUGAGAAUCUGAUUGGCUUGAGCCGUGCCCGGCGCCCCCACAACGCAAUCUUUGUGAAUUUCGAGGAUAAGGCGGUCCCGACCGAGGCCCUGGAGGCUGCCGUGCUGAACUGGAAACGUGUCUCAAGCCACCCGAACGAGCAGCGGAGUGAGGAGGAGCUGCGGCAGCUGUUUCAGUUACGGCCCGUCUGGUCCCGGAACGCGGUGAAGGCAAACCUGGAGAUCCACCCGGAGAAACUGAAGCUGCUGCUGCCUUACGUUGCCUACUACAUGCUUACCGGCCCCUGGAGGAGUCUGUGGGUCCGGUUCGGCUAUGACCCCAGGAAGGACCCCGAGGCAAAGGCAUACCAGGUCUUGGAUUUCAGGAUCCGUUGCGGAAUGAAACAUGGCUACACCCCGAACGACAUGCCAGUGAAGGCUAAGAGGAGCACCUACAAUUACAGCCUGCCCAUCACCAUCAAGAAAGCAGUGCCGCAGCCAGCCAGCUUGCAGGAGUUCACCCAGGGGCUGACCAGCUCCAGCACGGCCAGCGGCAGGAAGCCCGCCCCCGCCAGGUACAAACUCAAAGAGUCGGUGUAUGUUUUCCGUGAGGCGACCCUGCCUCCCUACAGACAGAUGUUUUACCAGCUGUGUGAUCUGAAGGUGGAAAGGCUGACGAAGAUCGUCCAUCGCAACGACGGCGAGGAGUCUGAGUGCACGGAGCGGGACGGCUGGUGCCUGCCCAAGACCAACGACGAGCUGCGAGACAUCAUGUCCAGCAUGAUCAAGCAGAUCAUCCGCUCCAAGAGACCAGCUCUGUUCCCCACCAAGACCAAGUCAUCGGGUAAAGAGAGGGGGCUGCUGGAGCUGGAGAGUGGAGAGGAGGAGGAGGAGGAAGACGAGGAGGAAGAGGAGGAGUUCCAGCCCUCGGAGGGGAGCGAGAACGAGAUGGAGACUGAAAUCCUGGAUUACAUGUGACCCCCCCCCCCCCCCCCCCCC